Molecule: messenger RNA, 1224 nt
Organism: Drosophila rhopaloa
Lineage: Eukaryota; Metazoa; Arthropoda; Insecta; Diptera; Drosophilidae
Gene: pall
Product: F-box only protein 28
Exons: 3
Coding region: 83-1033 (316 amino acids)
Biological process (GO): protein polyubiquitination
Molecular function (GO): protein binding
Source: RefSeq, a predicted model, not a curated record
CUAGCGUUAAUCACUGCCUUAUUAAAAACAAUAGCAAUAUUCUCGAAUAAAAUCGCUCUCGAAAAUAGAAAUAAGUAGUAAAAUGAAUCUGUUAGACUUGCCGCAAACGGUGCUUCUGGACAUUUUCGAAUGGCUGCCCUACGAUGAGGUGGCCAAAAAACGAGAGGUGUGCACACUUUUUAAUUACAUCGGCCAGCAAGUUUUGAAUAAGGGAUUCAACAAGAUAAUUUUAGCCCAUGCCAAGAACUUCAAGCGGAUCAAAUCCAUGCUGCCACGACGGGAAUCGGAACGCAGGAACCACAUCCUAUCCCGUCACUCGGACAUACUCACCUCCAUCGAGACACGCAUAUCAAUGCUGACUAUGACGUAUUCCAAGUUCAUUGACCUUAACAUCUGCUGCUUUAUACCGGGUCGCGUUCUGGACGAGAUCAACAGCAUACUGCGCAUUUUGAGUACCUCCACCAAACAGCUGCGACCGCACGAGGUCCUGCAAGAGCUGCGUGACAUCUCCUCCAUGGCCAUUGAGCAUUUUGACGAGAAGAUUGCCGUUAACUUUAAGAUGGAGCACCGGAAACAACUGGCGGAAUCCACGGCUGCCGGAACUCGCCUGGUGGUUUGCAGUGCCUUGGGGGACAUAAGCUUUAGUGGCGUCAAGCGAACUGGAAUAAGUCGACCCGUUGAUCAUGCAUUAGUCCAGCAGGCCAUCGUCCAGUUGGCCCCCAUCUGCGCCAGCAAACCAUCACAGUCGGAAUCCUCCCCGCACAGGGAUCGAGUCUCCAGGCACCUCCUCAAGCAGUACCAAGUGCAAAGGACUCUCACGCAAAAGAUUCGCAACCUGGAGGUGUCGCGGAAGGUGCAGGAUCGCCGCCUACAGGAAGCCCUCUCCAGCAUCACAGAGCUGACCACCCAGGUGUCCGAACUCAAGCGCCAGAUGGAGGAUGUGGUCGCCAAUAUACCAAGCUGUGCCGUCAAACGACAGGCGGUGGCCAAUGCGGAGUGCAUACCACCGCCGCAAAAGAAACCCAAGGUCUAGCCAAGGAUUAGGUUUAAAGAAAUAGCAUAGACAUCAACCACUCCCAUCCAGACAAUUGUAGCUAUUAGGUGGAGUACGUAGCAUAAACAUAAAGAGUGCAUCUUCGAUAUAUCGCGUUAAGAUUUAUUGUUGCACUUGUUACUUAAAUAUUGUAUUACUACUAUAUAAAUACAUUGAACAUCUAGUGAAAA